This is a messenger RNA of Rhododendron vialii, 1581 nucleotides long. RefSeq lists its product as uncharacterized. The coding region runs from base 139 to 1305 and encodes 388 amino acids. The record is from RefSeq and is a predicted model, not a curated record. Lineage: Eukaryota; Viridiplantae; Streptophyta; Magnoliopsida; Ericales; Ericaceae. Gene Ontology annotation, molecular function: nucleic acid binding. The transcript is spliced from 6 exons.
UUGACUAGGGGCAAACGAGUCAUUUUAUAAGUUGUGAACCGAGUGAUCUGUUAGGAUAUCGGGUUCGGGUCGUUCCUUAAAACCUAAGGAGGUUUCUGACCGAUUCCUGCAGCGCUGUAAAGCUUCGGAGCGACGGAGAUGAAGUCCAGAAUCGGAGCAGCACUAUCUCCGCUAUUCAAAGGUCCGCAUCGAAGAUACAUUUCCGAAGCCCCUUCAGCCAAACCAAGCCUCUCUUUUUUCAACGGUGAUGGCCACUCUAACAGUUUUCCUCUCAUUAGGACAUUGGUCAGCCUCCAAGUACAAGGAAUCAACAGCCGAAAGCAAUCCUUACACAGUUCCGCUAGUGAUGAGGACGACUUCUCAGAACUAGGCUCGCCUGUGGUGCAGGGUGCUGGUAAAAUGCUGAAACUGGUGACUCAAAAGCCUGAGCCGUAUGGGAUGCGGAGAAUUGAUCCUGCGAAAAAACAAUUUUCUGGGAGGCCUUUGCCUGUUGAAAGUAGCUCCAGGGCGAAGGACGUUAUCCAUAGCCAGGUUGACAGUUCUAAAUAUACAGUUGACAUGAAAUCCAGGAACUCAAGAAAAGGUUAUAACUUUGUCGUGGAUCCCAAUUUAGAGCUCGGUUCUGAGAGCGGGAAGCUCAGUGAGCUGAAGGCUUCCCAUGCAGCAAAGUCAACCUCUGUUACUAUUGAAGAUAUUCCAUCAGCAAUAGGUCUUUCUCAGCUGAUAGAAGCAAUUUCAGUAUUUGGAGAGAUCUCCAGUACUUUCAUGAAGACUGGACGUAAUGGACUUCACUACUGCGUUGUCAACUAUGAGAGUGGAGAUUCAAGGAGGAGAGCAGUUUCAGUUGGUGGGAUAACAGUGAACGGAUUUCUCCUUCCCAUUCGUCCGCUGGAUGUCUCAGAGACUAUUGCUAUAAAAAUCAAGAACAUCAGUUUUGAAACUGCUGAUGCUGCAGUACACUCAGCAUGCAUGUCAUUUGGUUCUCUGGAGGGGUUGGCUAGGACAAAAGAAGACACAGUAGAUGCCAUAUAUAAUGUGAAGAACGUCUUGGAAUCACAAAGUAUACUUAAAAAGUUGAAUGAUACCAUCACGGAUGGUCACAGAUGGUCAGCUCAUUUGUUGGCAAGAGAUUCAACAAACAACGAGGAUGCUAAAUGCGAGUUGGGGUUGCAGAUCAGUAGUCAUCUAGCCAAACUGAAAAGGCAAGUCUGCAUGAAGAAGAUUGAAGCGGAAGAUUUAGAAUACCUGCAUUCAUCCAUUGUGCACCUUGAGGAGACCCCUGGAAUCAGUAAUCCAUCUUGCUGAUUGUCCUGUCAAGUGGGCUAUCUAAUAUGGUCUAACACGUGUCUAUAGAACAGUGUAAAGUAGUACGCUUUCCCAUAGUUGCAUAUGAGGUGGUGAAAACAAAUUCGUACCAUGGCGUAUUUUGGUCAUGCCAACAUGGAUUUUACUUGUAAUGGAGCCCGGGAAGAGACUUAGAGGGAACCCGAGGAUGUCCAGUUUGGAGAAUGAAUUAAAUUAUUAUUACUUCUGCUUAUGGACAAAGGUGAAGUGCGAUCAUUUUUUGACCUUCCUGGUAAA